AUGACCGGAGUAUCACCGAGUACAAAUGGGAUGGAUGUUUCCCCACUGAAGCGCUCAUCGACCGAAGCUGGCCUGGAUUCUCCCGACAGCCGAUCUGGGCCUGCGAGGCGUGCCCCCAAGAUCUCUAAAGCUCGCGCAUGUGCAGAGUGUAAAAGACACAAGAUUCGAUGUGAAUUCAAACCAGGAGAAUCAAAUUGCACAAAAUGCAAUCGCACUGGUGUAAAAUGUGUGAUUAAUGACUUUUCACAAAAAUUCGUUGAUGACGACGGGAUAUGGAAAUCACAGGCGGAUUCUAGCCUAUCUCAGCUUCAUGCGGCUGUGUCGCAGCUCCUGCAACAGGCGGGAUUGCCUGAGCUGUCGACCUUUUCGGGUGAAAAUCGCAAUGGCCCCAGCCCGGCCGCCUCUAACCACAUUCAUCGGCCGUCUAUUGAUGCUACCCAAUCGCAUACCUACCUCCAGGAGGGGCCGGGAGUGGUGAUGGAUGUGACCCGGGAGCCUUCCCAGGAGCCUGAUCUCCAAGACCCUGAGCUAGUUCCAGCGCCUAUGCGUAGUCUAUACGAGGUCACAAAAUUACGCAACUUGCGAAACAAUCAUAUAGAGGCUCCAAAGAAGACGCUUUUAGAGGAAGAUUUCAUUUCGCGCGGUCUUAUCUCAAUACACGAGGCAGAAGAGCUUUUCGCAUACUUUAGCCGCACUAUGAAUCAACUGCUUUGGGGCGGGAUAAUUCUAGUACAUCGUGAUCUGACAUCCGUUCGCCGCGCAUCAACGCUACUUUCCGUUGCAGUUCUGACUGUAGCGGCCCUUCACAUCCCUAAUCGAACAGAGACGUUAAGCCUGUGCUAUAAUGAGUAUGUUUCGUUAGUUUCUACCAUGGCUCUCACACGAGCCCACACCCUCGACGAUAUAAGAGGUCUCUGUGUCGGAGCAUUCUGGCUGUCAGAACUAAGCUGGAAGCUUUCCGGACAUGCGGUUCGAAUUGCGACCGAGAUGGGUCUGCAUCAGAGUUAUCAACGCCUGACUCGGGGUCGCUCUGAUCAAUAUGAGCGCGCACAGCUUUGGUACUUGCUUUAUGUGUGUGAUCAUCACUUCAGUAUAGCCUAUGGACGACCACCUGUUAUCCACGAAGACGUGGCCAUUCGAAAUUAUGAAAGCUUUCUCAAAUUGCCCAUGGUGGUGUCGGGAGAUGUACGAUUGCUGGCCCAAGUCGCGCUCUUUAUGAUAUUGACUGAAGCAUAUCGAAUGUUUGGCAGUGACGCUGAGCAGGCUUUGACCGAAGAAGAUUUCAGCGAGCUGCGAAUACACAACGUAGCAGUUGACCAAUGGCGGUUACUGUGGCAGCCUCGAUCAGCCGAUAGCGCGUAUGUACGAACAUACCCAUCAAAGGGAGUAGUUCUGCACUACCAUUUUGCCAAAUUCCAACUAAAUUCACUCGCCCUCCGUGCGAUUUCACCCUCAAACACACCAUCUUUCUCAAUGGACCGCAAAGAAGCAGCCAACAUAGCCAUCUCAUCAGCAAUGGCCUGUCUAAACAUGGUACUAGAAGAGCCUGAUAUCCGAGAUGCAAUCGUCGGUGUCCCCAUUUUCACCCAUACAAUGGUCACCUUCUCCGCAGUCUUUCUGUUAAAGGUCGCCAUAAACUGGAACUCGGCCUAUCUCAUUAUUAACGCGCGCCAGGUGCGACGACUCGUCGAGCGGGUGAUUGAUCUUAUGAAUUGUGUUUCAGCAGGCGAGCGACACUUGACACGGCACAUUGCACGUGGCCUAGGGAAAAUGUUAGAACGGUUCGACUCGUGGGAGGCUGCUUGGCAAAUGGGUACUCAGCAUGGUGAUGCUGUAGACAGUCAUGAUGUGCCAGGGGGCGCAAAUGCCAUGGCUCAGGGUUUUCCGCCGCCUGAUCUGAUAUAUGGCAUGGUUGGAACGUAUGGAUUUGGGCUUGAUGAGAAUCUACUAGACCCCAGCCUGGCUGAUUUUGAGUUCUUGACACAAUAG
Molecule: messenger RNA, 1989 nt
Organism: Penicillium taxi
Lineage: Eukaryota; Fungi; Ascomycota; Eurotiomycetes; Eurotiales; Aspergillaceae
Product: putative C6 transcription factor
Exons: 4
Coding region: 1-1989 (662 amino acids)
Biological process (GO): regulation of DNA-templated transcription; DNA-templated transcription
Molecular function (GO): zinc ion binding; DNA binding; DNA-binding transcription factor activity, RNA polymerase II-specific
Source: RefSeq, a predicted model, not a curated record